AAAACAUCUGUUCUAAUUUAUCAUUCUACAGUUACUGCUUGAGUUGACAUUUAUUUCUUGUAGUUUAUAAACACAUUUGGCUACUCUGUUAGAACAAAAAUUAAUAAAAACGGAAGUUAUUAAUUAAAGUUAAGUGCUUAUUAAUUAAUUAAUAUAAAAUUGCCAUGUCAUUAAAAAAACAUUUACGUGUGUUAGCCAAACCAUAUUAUUGGGUGAAUAUUCUAUUGGCCAUAUCAUAUCUGUUGGCUAAAAAACUCAUCCCGAUAUGUACGAGAGUGUUCAAACAUCGAGGAGAUGAAAUGUGUGAAUUAGACAGCCGAGAAACAGAAAUACUGUUUUUUUUAUUAAUUGUAAUAAUGAUACGUUCAAGAAAGACUGGCAGCGUAACAAUGAUUAACUAUUUGUCUGCAUCGUUUAUCUAUACUAAGGUGGCCAAUACAAUACUAUGGGCCUACAAUGAUUUUCGCUUUGGUCUUGGAUUCCUAUUAUUAUGCAUACUGGUUGGUAUGUUAUUACCAGAACCAUCUUAUCGCGGUCCUGAACACAUCACAUAUUUUCGUAACCAUGAAAUAUUUGAAGAAGAACUAACACGCGACAAGCGAAUCAACUGGUUGAUUUGUUUUUAUACAGUGUGGAAUCCAAGUUGUGUAAAUUUCGCUCCUGUAUUCGCAGAACUUUCUGCCGAAUAUAGUUUAGAGAAUCUAAGAUUUGGCAAAAUUGAUAUCGGUCGUUUUCCAAUCGUUGCACAGAAAUACCACAUAUCCGACAGCAGCUUCUCCCGACAAUUGCCAACAGUGAUACUGUUCCAGAAUGGCAAAGAAGUUGAACGUCGUCCUACAGUUAGUGCUAAUUCUAAACUACAAAAGUUUUUCUUUUCAACGGAUAAUGUACGCGCCGCUUUUGGUCUUAAUAACCUCUACAAACAGAGCGUCGAGAAUCCCAUAAAGCAAGCAAAACCAAUAAAUGCAGCCGCUGCUGCCGCAAUCAAGAAAGCACAAUAAAGACAAGAUUUAUAGUAAUGAAAACUACAACGCUGAUGUGUUCGUCCUAAGCAUUAAUUUAUGUUUUAGCUUAGUCAAAAGAAGUCUAGAUUCUCUAUUAAUUCAUAAAAUUAUCAUUCAAGUCGUUUAUUAAUUUUAACAUAUUUGCACAAUUGUUUGAACAAAUUAUAACCCAAAUCUGCCAUUAAGGUUUAUGAGAUUACAGUUGGUAUUUCCAACCUAAGAAAAGGACUCACUUAAGAAGUACAUUUAAAUUGUAAAAAGAAAUUACAUAAUUUGAAAAAUUGUAAUAUAUUAUUUUUGUAAAAGUAGUACUUUUUUGUAAAAAAAACUAUUGUAAUUAAACAUAACACUUCUCAUUAAAUGUUCUAAACCUUGUGCGUUUCAAGUUACAAUCUAAAUUAACUAAACCGUGGUUAACCCUUAUAUGUACGUACGUAAUUAACAAUAAUUGUAUAUUUGUCGAUUUUGUUGCGCAAUUAUAGUUUUAUAUAAAAAUUUGGUAUAUUUAAUUAUUGACUUAAAAUAGUUUUAAAAAUAGUCCAAGAUUUACAUAAGAGGGUUAAGACAUGUGAAAAAUCACGUAUGCAUGCCAUAAUAGUUUUAAAACAACGAUAAUUCAUUGAAUGUUUUUGUUUUUUGUUAUUUAUGUAUUUUUAUUAAGGUAUAUUUUAUUUAUAUUUUGUUGAAAUUAAAUAAAACUUGUUGCUAUUUAAA
This is a messenger RNA of Teleopsis dalmanni, 1718 nucleotides long. Its product is annotated as thioredoxin-related transmembrane protein 2 homolog. The record is from RefSeq and is a predicted model, not a curated record. Gene Ontology annotation, cellular component: membrane-bounded organelle. The transcript has a single exon. Lineage: Eukaryota; Metazoa; Arthropoda; Insecta; Diptera; Diopsidae. The coding region runs from base 165 to 1001 and encodes 278 amino acids. Gene Ontology annotation, molecular function: disulfide oxidoreductase activity.